GGCAACUUUGUAUGACCUUCGUAAGGUCACCUUUAGCGGUUCAAGUAUGACUCAGGCGACUGAUGAGUUGUGUCGGAAAUUCCAAAGUCUUGAUCAUGAGUGGAAUAAGAAGAAUCACAAUGUUGAUGAAUGUCUCGAACGGGUUAAAGAAAUUACUUCUGCACUAACUAGGUGUUCGUUCCUCCCUAAAGAUGAAUCUGAAGCUUCCAGACGUGAACUUCUCAUUGCUAGAAGUACACUUGAAAUAGCCACUAUGCUGGCCUCAGAAAAGCAAGAUAUCCCUGCUUUCGAACAUUAUAUGUCUCAGUUGAAGUGUUACUAUUAUGAUUACAAAACAAACCUUCCAGAUUCAGCCUACAAGUAUGAGUUACUGGGACUAAAUUUGCUUCGUCUGCUGGCUCAAUGCAGGUUGUCUGAAUUUCAUACAGAACUAGAACGCCUUACAAUAGAGGAAAUAACUUCUAGUGUGUAUAUAAAUCAUCCGGUCUCCAUGGAGCAGUACCUGAUGGAAGGCAGUUUCCACAAGGUUUUCUUAUCUAAAGGUAACGUACCAUCAAAGAGAUAUGAUUUCUUCAUUGAUAUCCUCUUGAAUACAACCAGAGAUGAGGUUGCGUCUUGCGUAGAAGCUGCCUAUGAAAGUUUGUCACUGAAGGAUGCCACUCCCAUAUUAUUUUUUGAUUCUGAGGAAGGAACCAAGGCUUUCGGACAAAAGCGGGGAUGGAAACUUGAAGCUGGCAUCUUUCACUUCCCUAAAAAUACCAAACAAACAGAUGAAGGCAUCCCAUCAGCUGAGGUAACGAAGGUUAUGCUGGAAUACACAAGAGAGCUGGAUCAAAUAAUUUAGAGUCAGUUUACCAACUUUGAGUUUCCAUAGUUGUACUUAAAAUUUUCGAAAAUAAAUCAUCUUGUAUUUUAAAUUCAUUUCUGUAUUAGUAGUCUUUUAAGUCUUCCAAUUAAGUCAAUCUGUGGUUACAAAACAGUGGCCUUCAGUUACUUUUUGAACAAGGAUCUCAUUAAUCUUUGCCUAGGGAUUAUUGUGUACUAUGUGCUUACUCUAACAGGGUUUGUGUUAUUUGAAUAAGUAUUUGUUGUUGGUUUGUAUUGCCUCAUUUACUCGCUUCACCUCCCCUAAAAAUAAUUAGCGGUUUUAAGACUUACUGUUCAUGAAUAAUGCAUCUGCUGCUCUCGCCUUAAUGAAUUCGGCUUACCGAGUGAAAAUCCAAGAGACUGUAACAACAAAAACGGGAUCGAAAAAGAAUCUGAUUACCUGGUUACUGUUCUAUUGUUAGAUACUGAUCUUUCAAUUUACCAUAAUUGUUUGUUUACGUAGUGAUUUUAUUUACCAUUUCCAUUCAUUCCCACCCUAUGCUGUCGAAAUUUCCAUCACAUGUGUUAACUAUUACUGGUUGUCGGAUUAUCAACUUGUAUUCCACUCCUAUGCCAUCUGAGUUGAGAUGGUUUUUGGGGUGUUUUAUAAAUUUACACAAUAAAUUUAUUUUUAAGCUGUUAACAGUUGAACAAAUAUUAUUUUAUUAAAAUGCAAAUUUAGUACAUCAUGGGCACUAAUAGAUACGCUACACAAAAUUUCAUAGUUUGUGUCACAGAGCUGGAAUGCUGUCCGGAUAUCCAGACUGAAGUGGACGUUAAGGGGCCGCCCCCAAGCCCUUGACUUGAAGUCUCAUUCUCAUGGUUGUAGAACAGCGUGGGAAGCUGCAUUCAGGUGACCAAAACAGAUUCAUACGCCAUUUGAUGCGUUCGGAUUCUGGUGCCGAUGCAUGCCAUAGAUUUAGAGUCAGGGUAUUCCAGCUUCCCUUUCCGUACCAGCCUGGUUGUAGACGCCAGACAUUCGUAUUUGCUCUAUCACUUAUGUGAGGGACACUCGUGCCUCAGCUAAAUAAGACGUCAUGUGGAAAAUUGAGUUCGCUUAAUCUUGCGAAUUUAUAUCCCUUCCUGCUUCGUUCUGACCAGUUAAGGAAACAGG
Messenger RNA from Trichobilharzia regenti, 1981 nucleotides. The record is from the annotation of a GenBank genome assembly. NCBI's taxonomy places the organism in Eukaryota, Metazoa, Platyhelminthes, Trematoda, Strigeidida, Schistosomatidae.